Molecule: messenger RNA, 12826 nt
Organism: Dreissena polymorpha
Lineage: Eukaryota; Metazoa; Mollusca; Bivalvia; Myida; Dreissenidae
Product: TBC1 domain family member 7-like
Exons: 8
Coding region: 331-1239 (302 amino acids)
Biological process (GO): negative regulation of TOR signaling; activation of GTPase activity
Molecular function (GO): GTPase activator activity
Source: RefSeq, a predicted model, not a curated record
CGUAAUGGAUUUCUUAGGGAGCUGAUUCUCCAUCACCGUCAAACACCAUCAAACAGAAAAAUCUUAAAGCCAAUUAAAGUUACAAAUAUCUUCUCGUAUUGUCAUACUAAAUUAUUUUGUUAACACAAAAUGUACACUUCAAUGCAAAAUACAACAUAUUUAACCAUUUGACCAUUUUUUAAAUAUCGGAUAUACUUAGAAUUGAUGUAUUUUUCGGAUAAGUACAGUUUCGGAUAAUUGUACUCGUGUGUUGCUGAAAACAGUGUUGGAAAAAAGUCUACCUGCAAAAAGAAACAUGAAAAAGACAACAUGAUUUGAUUUUUAGUGAAGAUGUCAGAUGAUCAAAAUUUUCGCAAAAAUUUCUACAAGAAAGUGGGCUUUCGAACGUUUGAUGAAAAACAUGCCAUAGAAACACUUCUAAAAGACAAGCCACUUGAUAUUGAUAAACUAAGGCUGUACUGCCUCAGAUGUCCUGUGUCUGCAAAAUACAGGGUUUACUUGUGGAAAGUUGUAUUAGGUGUAAUUCCUGCUAGUCAAGACUCUCACGAGUUUGUUAUGAAAAAUCGUCAGGAGCAGUACGACCUGUUAAAGUCAUCUUUAGAAGUGAUGAGACGAAUACACUGUGACACACCUGUGGUAGAAGUCUUCCUGAAAAUGUUUCUAAUAGAAGAAGGAUUGCUGCCGUUCCAUGACAGUGGGCUUUGCGAUCAGCAUUCCUGCUACAUGAGUAUUGCUCAGCUAGUGUCCCAGAUGGCAGAGAGCAAUAUAGAGGCCUACUGGAUCACCAACAAGUUCUACAGGAUGUUCUCCAGAUCUAUGAAAGAUGUCCUGCCUACUCUGCCAGAAAAAGUGAAGACCCUGUUAAAGAAGGAGGACACAGACUGUAAGCUGUGGAAUCAUCUCGCCAAGCAUGAGCUGUGGCAGAUCUUGCCCCUCAAACGCUGGUUCUCAACUUGCUUUGCUGCAGUCCUCCCUGAGAUACCAUUUGAGAGAGUAGUUGACAAGGUUCUAGGUGGGUCAGUGAUGAUACUGGUGUACGUUGCUGUAUCAUUACUGAUAACAUUAAAGAGACCAUUACUCACCAUGGCAUCCCGAGAAGACAUGAUCCAAUAUCUCACACAGGUGCCAGAAGACACUGGGGACAUCCUUGUUAAUAAUGCCAUUGACUUGUGGGAGAAACAAGGCCACCACAUGACAAAGUCCGACUCUCCGGGCCCUAUUAACAGAUCCCCUUCCUAAGAGACCAUAGCCAUUUGAGAGGGUUUGGUGCCUGAAUAUGGCAACUGAUGGGCUGUGAUCCAUCAAUUACACCACUUGGAGCCAAGACUACUGUGGACUGUUAAAGUAUUCAUACUUGGGGCUGUUUCGCAGUUUAGGGAUAAACAAAGUUUUGUCAGCUUAAUAUAUUAACUGUCCCUUUCAUCAGCAUCAUUGUAGGUAAUCAAUAGAUACAAAUGGGAAAAGUACUCAAUAAUACUAACUGAUGUUUAUUUACUUUAGCAAGUGGAAAAAUCUAGUCACGCAAUUUAACAUUUGAGUCUUGUGGAAAUAAACUUGUUUCUUUGUAAAAAUGACAUGUGUGUGAGAGUUUUUAGCUCACCUGAUUGCUCAGGUGAGCUUUUGUGAUUGGUCUUUGUCCGUCGUCCUUCCGUCAUACAUCCGUACGUCCACAUUUGUUCGUAAACACUCUAGAGGCCACAUUUAUUGUCUGAUCUUCAUGAAAAUUGGUCAGAAGCUUUGUCCCAAUGACUAUUGGGGUUAUUUACCCUCGGGACUUCGGUUAAAAACCAUUGCCCGAGCACACUGCUUAACAUAGAACUCUGCAUAAAAAGCCGAAAACGGCCAUAAAAUGGACAGCCCGAUUUUACUGGGCUGUACCAUUGGUAUAAAUAUAAAACUUUGCAGUGUUGGUGCGGUGCCUUAAUAAAAAUCUAUUGGUUUAAAAAUAUAUAACCUUUACAUGAAGCGUUAAAAAGACGCAGUGCUAUACAGUGAAUAGGCCUAACGCGGUUAAAAAGCGGCGUUUUAAUUGGUUGAUGCGCUUAUAUAACGAUGGCGCUGAUUGGCCGAAAUUUCUUAUUAAGGAUUGCCAGUGGGUCAAUCCGUUUUAAAAUAGAUUUUCCCACGGCUGACUUUGUACUUUUAAGAAAAAGUAAACAAUGAUGGUUGAUAUGCAAAAAUAUAAAUGAAAGAACAAGAAUGAGUUAAUCCAAAAGAACUUGGAUUUGUUUUAUAGUAUUAGAUUACUAUGUUUUUUGUUACAUUACUGUGCUUAUUAUUAAUUUAUAUCAUUCAUAUGAUGUUGUUAUUGUAUGUUAUUCUUUGUAUUGUUUUUUAAGGAGGAGAGAGAGAAAGAAUAGCCCAAUUUUUAUAAGUAAAGAUGGUGAAAACACACAUACUGUUGUAUGUGGCAGCAUCAUUACCAGACCCAUUGUUCAGUAUAUACUGCAAUGGGUUUGUUGGAGUCUUUAGACUUUGUGAUCUGUAGUUUAAAAAUUUGAAUCCAAAUAGGACUAUUUAAUAUAUUAAUUAUAGAAAAAGGAAUACACAGAUGUGUAAUAUGUUUGUGUAACAAUAUAAUAAUAUUUGAGGGUUUUCCAGAUCACAAAGUGGUUGAACAUUGCCACAAUAUGUUUACAUGCAUAGUCAAGUACCAUUUUUAUGUGUAUGUUUAAAGUUUAAACUAAAUGCCAAACAACAAGAUCUAAUCAUAAGAGAGAUAUGUUUAUAUCUAAGAACAUUUAUUAAUAGGGAUGCCAGAGCCUGAUUUAACAGCUCUCAAAUGUAGAGUGAAGUUGCAUGUGAAAAUGUAAUUGUAUGAGAAGGAAAGGAAAAAAAAAAAAAAAAAAGACAAUAUAUGAUGUCACAUAGAGCGUGUAACUCUCAAUUAUAUAUUAAUAUUGCAAUUAAGUAUUGAGUUAUUAAAAAAUUAAUGAGUACAAGUUUAUGUAUGUGGCUCAAUGUUGAACACUUGCAGACAGGGAAUAUAGCCGUAAUGCUCCAACAUAAGACCCUGUCUGUAUGGAACUUAAGGAGGAUUGGGCUAUAGGAAAGAGAGAUCCCCCCAGAGUGGCAAUAAAACAAUAUUUUAAAAGUGGGUUUAGUAAUAAACCCUUAUGUUAAGGGCAAUAACUUACGUGUCUCCAAACGGUCACCUUCAUAGGGCCACAUAAAAAUUAAGGGUAAGACAAUGUACUUUACAGUUAAAAAUAAGACAGACAGCUAAAUUUGUACAAGAUGUACAUUAUUUACAAUAUGUACAGGACUAUAUGCAUUUAUAUAUUUAAAAUACAUGUUGCCACCCUGGAGGGUUGAAAGAAGGAGAGAUUUUAUGGAAGUGUAGGCCGAUAUGGGUGGGGGAAAAGAAGAGCCAGCAGGGGUGGUGUCACUCAGUUGUACAAGGGAGGUAAUUAUGAUGAUGAAGUCUACAAUGGUUGUUUCCCCUGGACCAGAGGGAGUGCACGGUCAAUAAAAAAUAGUUUGUAUACUAUUGAAGGAAAAUUGAUAAUGGUAAGAUGUAAAAUGGUAAAAAGACCAAAUAUUACCUAGAUACGUUAAGAUAAACCCUAAAAGCUCUAAUCUAUCCAAUAUUAUUAGUAUACUGAUGAUAACAUUGGAAGAAAUAGUACUAAAGUACCUUAUAUGGUAUCCAAGAUGACAAUUAGACAGUAAAACCGAGGCAAUUUGCUAUAUAAAAUAGCAAUUUAAUAUAAAAAUUAGGAUAUUUGCUAUAAAAGUAGCAAUUUUAACAAUUAACAAUUAGACAGUAAAACUGAGGCAAUUUGCUAUAUAAAAUAGCAAUGUAAUAUAAAAAUUAGGAUAUUUGCUAUAAAAAUAGCAAUUUUAACAUGAGUUAAUGCAAUAAUAAUAAAAUUAAGGCAAUUUGCUAUAUAAAAUAGCAGUUUUCACAAAAAUAAGGAAAUUGCUACACAAGAUAGCAGUUAUAGUAAUCCUUAAUGUACUCCAAGGUACAAGAUUAGUACUUUCAACAAGGUCGACAAUACUUUGUCCUAGAUAGGGCUAAAUAGGUGUUUAUAAUGGUAUAAGGCCCUGCACCGUGCACUCCAGUCCGACAUGGUUCUUCGAGUUUGAAGGAGAAAGGGUGGGGUGUCAAAGAGGAAGGGAGGGGGUGCAAUUCAGCCAACAAUCCCAGGUUACUGGACAGCCUCGUCCUUUCUUGUAGUAAGAAAUGCCAUAAAAUAUGAUUGUAUUAAAAAACUGAAAAAUGUAAAUGGUGGACUAACGUCAUGCUCUCAUAAAAAAUGUAUUAAAAUAAAGAAGACCAGGUCAAUGCCAUUGGCCUGAUUUAGAAAGGGCGGGGUAGAACAAUAAACCCAUUAAAAACUAAAAUAAAGGUUGUGUAAAAGCGACACAAAUCCAACACAAUUAUUUGAUUACAUCAGGUUUGUGCAGAGAUUACACAUUUUAAAAAGAAAACAGUCACAAGACUGUAUAAUUAGGUGGGUGUUGGCUGCUCUCCCUCCCCCUAUGACCUAGAUUUUGUCAAUUAUUUGACAAUCUAGUAAGUAUUUGGAGAGGGCAGAGAAGACCGGGCCCCUAGCUGCUCCCUUGGGGUCUAGCACGUUGGUAAGGUUAAAAACUAGUCCAUGGGAGUGCAAUGCAGCUUCAAGGUGGUCCCUCUGCGCCUUAUGGUUAGGACAGUGUAGCAGCAUGUGGGGCGCAGUGAGAGGUUCCUGGCACCUAGGACAUGCAGGGUCUAUACCGAGGACAUACUUUCCUGCGCCACCGGGUAAUAGGGUGGUUCCCAUCCUCAGGCGCGUGAUGGCUCUGUCAAGCACAAUGCUUGCUGAGUAUCUGUCAGGCGGCCUGAGGGUUUUCGCAGGUCUAGUAAAAGUAUGUCGACGGGAAGACAAAUUGUCGGUCCGGAGAUUCCACUCGCCCAAAACAAAUUUCUUUGUCAGGGAGUAGAUCUCAGAAGGUGCCAGGGGUUCCCCAACAUCUACGGCCCCCCUCAAGAGGCCCUCUUUGGCCCCCCUGUCGGCCUGUUCAUUCCCACUGAUGUUGACAUGUGCUGGACACCAUACUAAUGUGACCUUUAGAGAUUUAUCUAGGCACUGUUGAUGAAGUUCCAAAAUGCUAGCUAAAAUAUCAGGCCUAGAUCUGCUAUUUCUGUUUUUUAUGGACUCAAGAGAUGACAUUGAGUCUGAUAAAAUAGCAGUUUUAGUAGGUUUAUUGACCAAUAUCCAGCACAGAGAGAAUUUAAUUGCCAAAAGUUCUGCUGUAAAAAUAGAGAGAUUGUUGCUGAGCCUGUGCGUUUUACUAAUGUUUUUUGAAGGGAUUACAAAAGAGUUGGCUACCAAACCAGAGUUAGGGCAUUUGGAGCCGUCAGUGUAGAUUUUUAGAUGCUCAGCAUACAUAUUAUCUAUAAGAGAGAGAGCUUCUGACUUGAUGAGUUGUGGCAAGUCAGUUUUCGUUAUUUUAUUAGAGAGUGAUAGGUCAACAUCAAUGGGUCCAAGCGUCCAGGGGGGGGCCUUGGAGGGCCUCAGGUCUGCUACAUGUACCUUGUCGAGACCGGCAUCCUCAACCAGGGUCCUAAUACUCGCACCAAUAGGUAGGGCGACAUGCUUACGCUUAAGUAUUUUCCCCUUGACGAAGGUGCCAGUCCCGACAAGUUUGUUUACGGGGUUUGAACCAUGCCGAGACUUAACCCUGGCCCAGAAAUUGAGGGACUGUUGUUUUCUACGCAAGUCAAGAGGUAACACACCGGCCUCCUCCUCUAGCAGUGCACCCGGUGUACAGUUUAGGGCUCUCAGAGCUAUCCUUAGGGCCUUGUGUUGAAUGGCAUCAACCAUUUUUAGGGCGUUUGGCUUAGCACAUGCAUAGAUUUGGGCUCCAUAAUCUAGCUUUGGACGUAUAAGGGACUUGUAGAGUGUUAAGAGGCUAUUUUUAUCUGAUCCGAAACCUGUGCCUCUUAACAUUCUCAUUAAAUUUAGGUCCCUUUCGCACCUUUCUGCCAAAUAUUUAAAGUGGUGAGUAAAAGUUAACUGUUUAUCUAGGUACAUACCUAGAAAUUUCACCACUUUUUCAAAGAUAAUUUUGGUGCCGCCUAAAUUUAAGUCCAAAGAGUGCUGAAAUUGUUCGCCAAAUAGUACUCCUACUGUUUUGGUUGGAGAAAUUUUGAAUCCCCAUUCAAUUGCCCAUUUCCAUAUGGAGUCUAAGCCUGCUUGAGCCCUCUUUUGCAGGCGUAACAUGUUAGACCCCUUUAACCAAGUGCCUGAGUCAUCGGCAAACUGGGAGAUAACCAUUCCUGAGUCUUUUACGGCAUCAGGUAGACCGUUUACGAUGAGGGAGAACAGAGUUGGGGAUAUUACGGACCCCUGAGGGGUUCCGCGAUCAGUUAUGGCUACCUCUGAUAACUCCCCAUCGACCCUGACCUGGAUUUUACGGCCCUCUAGGAAUGCUCUGAGGUAGUGGAAACAGUAUCCAGUGAUUCCAUAGUCAGCUAGCUUUUUUAGUAUGCCGAAGGUCCAUGUUAAAUCAAAGGCAGCCUGAAGGUCCAAAAAAAUUGCUAAUACUGAUUGCCCUUGAUUUUUUGCAGAAAGAAUAUCAUGUUGUAAUCUAGCUAGCUGAUCAAGAGUAGAUCGCCCCUUCCUAAAGCCAGACUGGAAGGGGUUUAGUAUGUUAUUUGAUUCCAAUAAGUGUUCUAAUCUAUUUUUGACCAUUAUUUCUAGUAAUUUACCUGCAUGUGAUGUUAGACUUAUUGGUCGAUAUGAGUUUGGAUCAUUUUUGUCUUUACCAGGUUUAGGAAUUGGAAUCACUGUGGCCUGCUUCCACUCGGGUGGUAUCCUGCCUGUCCUAUACACCUGAUUGAAUAGGUUAAGCCAGAUUUUUAGAGUUAUGGCUGGCAUAUUUUUAAACAUUAAAUAUGCUAUUUUGUCAGGCCCCGUGGCGGUGUUGCUCCUGCUGUUAAUGGCACUUAAUAAUUCUGUAAUAGUGAAAGGUAAAUUGAGAGGCGUGCUAUUAUCCCCAGGCUCAUUUAAAAUAUUUCGGUGCUCAGUCUCAAACCGCUUUUGAUAAUUCAGAGUUUCAACGGGAAGGUUUGAGUCACUGGAGACAGAUUGGAAAUGUCGUACCAAAAAUUGAGCCUUGUCCCUUGGGGUUGUGGCAAUUUCGCCUUUGUAUUUAAGUAGCGGUACAGGAGUGAAUGAAUUUCCUUUAAUUCUGUGAAUUUUUUGCCAAAAAUCCCUAGUAUUUUUCUUAUUAAUGAUAGCUGAAUCACAGAAUUCUUUCCAAUUUUGAGUUUUUGCGUCCAAAAUAACCCGCUUUGCCUGAUUUUCGAGGGACCUAUAAUUAAGAAGAUUAUGCUCAGCGGGGUUCUUUUUAAGGAUUUUUAAAGCAUUUUUACGAUCCUGUACCGCAUUGGAGCACGCCUCAUUCCACCACGGGACCCUAUUUCUGGCUUUGACCUUGCCGGAGGAGACCGGUAUGCUACAUUCCGCCAUGGACAGUAUCCUGCUGGUUAAGUUAAUACAAAACAGAUUAGGAUCCUGGGAGUGAACAUCUUCAAUGGAGAGAUCUGAGCAGAGGUCCCUAAACUGAGCCCAAUUAGCUUUAUCCAAUAAAAACUUUUGCUCCCCUGAGCAUUGGGCCUCAGUUCCCUGUGCAAUAUAGUUGAGCAGGGUAACCUGUUGUGGGAGGUGAUCAGAUCCCAUGGUAUCUUUAACAGUUGCCCAUGCAGACGCACUUGCUAUCCUGGCAUUAACAGCAGUAAGGUCAAUGUGGGAGUUUAAACCAGUGGGGUUUAGCCUGGUUGGAGAACCGUCAUUGAGCAGUAUAAGAUCUUGCUCGUCCAACCAUUCUAUUACCGCCCGACCUUCUGCAUCUGAAUUUAUGGAACCCCAAGCAGGGUGAUGUGCAUUAAAGUCGCCUGUGAAUAUUACAUCAAAGGGUCCUUUAAUGGUCCUUAAUUCCUUAAAGAGGCCGUUCAGAGUUUCAAGAUCACAUCCUCUUGAAUAUAAGUUGACCAGGAUAAGAGGCCGGUUCUUGUCAAUAACCAAUUUAAUUGCUAAUGCCUCAAUAGCAGUGCUACCAUCCGAUUUAAAUUGGUUGUUCACUCCCAGGUGUUCAUAAUUAAUUGUAUUUUUAACAUAUAUGGCAAGACCACCAGCAAUAUUUUGGUUUGAAGUAACAUAAUUCUUAAAUUCGCAGUUAUACCCUGGUAUUUGCUUUACAGAAAUAUUUGAAAAUUUAGUUUCCUGUAAACAUAUAAUAUGGGUAUUAGGGUUGCAGUCAAUAAAAUAUUUUAAUUCAGUAAAUUUGUUGGCGGAAAGACCACCAACAUUGAAUGAUAUUAUUUGCAGGUUACUGUCCAUAGUGGUGCGAAAUUAACUUGCGUUUAAUCUGAUUAAUUGAGUGGUGAGGAGAUUUAACUCCUAGUUUGUGGCCUGCACAGGCCCCUUUGAGUUUCGCGGGGGUCCUGGCAAGCCGAACGUGUUUCUUAUUUGCAGGGCGGGUACCGCUGGCCGGGGGGGGGCAUCCUGGAUCUGCUACUACUAUUGGAGGAUCCCCAGUUCCAGAAUGGAUUUUAUAAGUUAAAAUUUUUUCAGGGGGGAUAACCUUUGUUAUUGAUUCUCUGCAAUUUUUGAAUCGAGAAUCAAUUUUAUUAUAAAUGUAUGAUAUAACUCGACUCCCAGUGGGCCUUUUCUGGUCCUUUAUUAUCUCAGCAACCAGAUCCGCCAGCUCGCUGAGAUAUAUUUUCCUAUAGGUGGGACCUGUUGCUGGCGGACCCUUGAUUUUAAUAAAUGAGUCCCCAGCAAACGAGUUACGUCUGCUGGUGUUGUCGGAAGGGGAGCUCAUUGGGGAUGUCUGGGAGUCGACCAUUCUGGGACGGUUAGGGGGGACACUAACUCGGGGUUCCUCCUCUAUUUCACAGAUACCAGAGAUAGAAGGGUUCUCCAAUAUACUGGAGUGCACUGACACCAGAGAGUCUCUCCCCGUGAUAUCAAACAUAGAGUCGUCCGACAGUGUAGGACCACUACAGGUGGUGUCGCUAGCACCGUCGGUCAACGUGGUGGACGGGGAGGACCCCCUGGUAGCCACAGGAGGGCGUCUCUGAGUGGGUGGAUCCCCCUGGAUAGGCGAUACAGGGGGGGUGGUGCAUAAAUCAGGUGUGUGUUUGGUCACCGGUUCCGCAAAGGUAACCUUGGGGGGGGAUUCCCUAUUUAUAGGUUGAGGGGGGGUACUCUUACCCACUAGCCCCUCAACUAUGGUGCAUGUCCUCCCGGCUUGGGGCGAGAUAGAACCGGGAGAGGCAUGUUUAGGUGAAGAAGCGGAACCGGUUGUGAUGAUAGUGUUUAGGGCGCCCACGCUGUGGCUCACAGUGUCAGGUGCAAGUAGCCUGCUCUCCGCCUCGGACCAGGUGACCCCAUAAAAAUUGGCAUAGGUGGCUAUAUGGAUAGCCUUCUUAUAGGAGGGGCACCCCUGGUAGGAUGCAGAGUGCUGGCCGCCACAGUUGGCGCACAAACGAAAUUUGUUUGUGCACCUUCUUUGGCAAGUAGCGCCGGCGCAGCGGCAGCAAGAGGUGGUAUUAGAGCAUUUACCCCUGCUGGCUAUAUGACCAAAGCCCUGGCAAUUGAAGCAACGGGCAGGUGUGACGGGGCAGGGACGAAUGUCAAGGGUGAUACUGGUGUCCUUGACUAAGAUUUUAUUUGGGAUUGGUACGGACGCUAAAAAAGAGAUUUUGACCAGUCUCGGAAAGCCAGGUGGGGCAGGGCGAUAAGGCUCAACCCUUUCCAAAUUAGUGAUCAGGAUAUCAGAGAUAGAGAUUGCAGGUUUAAAAGAAAGAGAUGUCUGAAGUUCCAUCAAAUCCUGGCUUUCCGGGAUCCCUGCUAUAUAACCAUGAACCGUCCUCAUGUUCGACGGGGAUAAGGCCCGGACCGCGACUUUGCCAAGAUAGAAAGUACCCCUAGAAAGGAGGGUGGCAAGCGCUUGAGCGGACUUGAGCUGCAAAAGCACGCAGCCAGACGCCAGGGGCACCGCCCGCUCAACUAGUCCGGGGAGUACCCCCGCCAAACCUGAGGCCAAUUGAAAAAUGGUAAGACGAGACAUGAUGGGGGCUACACUUCCAGCUGACUGGAGGAGGCACUUAAAGGGCAUGGUGUUAUGAGAUAGGUGAUGCCUAUCCGACCCUGAACGUGCCUCCCCUAGUAAAGGGGUCAGGUUUUGACACUGCCCCUUAGAUGGGUAGAUGGAUGCUCUUUUGUAGGACAACAUAUUGUAGAAAUGAAAAUGAAAUAAAGAAGGAACGACGCUAGUUUCGUGGAAAUCUUAGAUGUUAUGUGUGUGAUAUAAUAAUGGUUUUUAUUUGACACAGCUCUCAAUACGUAUAAAGCACUAAAUGCAGGCACCGCACCGGCAAACAACCCAAUAUAGUUUAUAUAAGUAAAUAAGGUAGUUAAUUUGUCAUUUGGUAAUGUUUAAUUUAUACGAUGAAGAAGCCAAAAAUAAUUCCGAAUACCAAAUGACGUCCGAAAUGCUGCAAGUUUUAGAAAUUUACGAAAAAACAAAAAAAAAAGAAUCAAUGGACGGGUAAGGGACAGUGCGGCGUAGUGGAUAGAUGUUCUGGUAUUGUUGUGGCUCUCUGGUUCGUCUGUUUCUCUUUGUUUUUCUUUGAAGUGGCGGUUAAUCUUUAUUUACAAAAAUUGAUCUCUGUUCAAAAUGGCUGCCGGAAACACGCUGUCCCAAUUAAAUCUUGGUCGAGUUUUAAACUGGGUUGUGCCCGGUCAAAAACUAGGUCACUAGGUCAAAAAAAAAAGAAAAAACUUGUAAACACUGUAGAAGUCACAUUUCAUGCCCAAUCUUUAUGUAACUUUGUCAAAAUGUUUGUCUUAAUGAUAUCUUGGUUGAGUUCAAAAGUGGUUCCGGUCUGUUGAAAACCAUGGCCACCAGUAAGCGAGGCAGUUUUCCUUAUUUGGCUAUAGAGAAACCUUGUAAACACUCUAGAAGUCACAAUAUUUGUUCAAUCAUCAUGAAAGUUGGUCAAAACAUUAGUUUUAUUGAUAUCUCAGACGAGUUCGAAAAUGGUCCAGAUCGGUGAAAAAACAUGGCCGCCAGUGGGCGGGGCAUUUGUCUCUGUAUGUAUAUAGUGAAAACAUGUGAACACUCUAGAAUUCACAUUUUUUGUCCAAUUUUCAUGAAAUUUGGUCAGAACAUUUGUUUUCUUGAUACGAGAGUUGAGUUCGAAAGUGAUUCCGGUCAGUUGAAUAACAUGGCUGCCAGGGGGGGGGGGGGCAGUUUUCCUUAUUUGGCUAUAGAGAAACCUUGUAAACACUCUAGAAGUCACAAUUUUUGCCCAAUCAUCAUGAAAGUUGGUCAAAACAUUGGUUUGAUUGAUAUCUGGACGAGUUCGAAAAUGGUCCAGAUCGGUUAAAAAACAUGGCCGCCAGUGGGCGAGGCAUUUUUCUCUAUAUGUAUAUAGUGAAAACAUGUGAACACUCUAGAAAUCACAUUUUUGGCCCAAUUUUCAUGAAAUUUGGUCAAAACAUUUGUUUCCUUGAUAUGAGAGUUGAGUUCGAAAAUGGUUCCGGUCAGUUGAAUAACAUGGCUGCCAGGGGGGUGGGGGGGGGGGGCAGUUUUUUGGCUAUAAAGAAACCCUGUAAACCCUCUAGAAGUCACACUUUUUGCCCAAACAUCAUGAAAGUUGGUCAAACAUUUAUUUUAUGGAUAUCUCGGACGAGUUUGAAAAUGGUCCACAUCCGUUAAAAAACAUGGCCGCCAGUGGGCGGGGCAUUUUUCUCUAUUUGUAUUAUAGUGAAAACAUGUGAACACUCUAGAAGUCACAUUUUUUGCCCAAUUUUCAUGAAAUUUGGUCAGAACAUUUGUUUCCUUGAUAUGAGAGUUAAGUUUGAAAAUGGUUCCGGUCAGUUGAAUAACAUGGCUGCCGGGGGGGGGGGGGCAGUUUUCUCAUAUUUAUAUUGUAAAAAAAGCUUGUGAACACUCAAAAAGUCACAUUUUUUGCCCAAUCAUCAUGAAACUUGGUGAAAAGAUUGGUUUUAUAUUUAUCACAUACUGGUAAUUAAUGCCAUAAUUAUUGCCCUUAGAUUGUUCAAAUUUUCAUUAUAUUAUACAAAAUCCUUGUAAACACUCCAGGGGUCACAAUUUUGUUUCAGAUUUUAUGAAUCUUGGUCAUAAUAUUUAUUUUUGUAAAAGUUUGAUGUUUGGUAAGGGGAUAUCAACUCAAAAUAUAGGUCACCAGGUCAAAUCUUACAAAAACAAAAUCACUCCAUAUGCCAGAGUUUUGGGUUCAAUAAUGAUGAAACUUGACCAGGAUGUUUGUCUGGACAAUAUUUAGGUCAAGUUUGACGUUUGGUAAAGAUUGAAUGAACCGACUCCUCUGAGGUGAGCGAACUUGGCCCUCUUGUUUGAUUAUUGUUUUGUGUUUUGUUACGGAUGAAACUUGUACAUAUGCAAGAUGUGCUUGCAAAUAUUUUUUAAUACAAUAUACGUUUAUUUCUAUACAUGAACAGUUAUAUUAUAAACACAACAUAUGUUUUACAAAUUAUGUCCACUGACUACCACCCUGACUAUGCCCACCGACCACUACACUGACAAUCUGAUCAUCUGCUCCUGAUACUGUAACUUUCAAUCAACUUGUGCUAAGUGUCAAACUGACAACCAACGGCCUUUAGUAUGAGCUAUGUUGCCUUAGCAAAAUGCCGACUAUGUUACAUAAUGCAUCGGUCUAAUAUGGGUAUUGAUUCUGCAAUUUUACCUUCAUAGGUACAUACACCUCUUCAAGGAAAAAAAUGUUGUCAUGUCAAUGUUAAGAAAGGAAGUUAAAGUUACAGGAAUAAAUUGUCUUUUUAUA